Molecule: messenger RNA, 1176 nt
Organism: Olea europaea var. sylvestris
Lineage: Eukaryota; Viridiplantae; Streptophyta; Magnoliopsida; Lamiales; Oleaceae
Product: CENP-B homolog protein 2-like
Exons: 2
Coding region: 1-1176 (391 amino acids)
Cellular component (GO): nucleus
Molecular function (GO): DNA binding
Source: RefSeq, a predicted model, not a curated record
AUGAGGGGUGCAAUAUGUGAGCAUAAGAAAGAUCCAACUAUUAGCCAAAAAGAUAUGCAAGCAUGGGUGCAACAAAAGUUUGAUUUGACUAUUAGUCAAUCAACAAUAUCGAACACUCUCAAAAGGGCGUUGGAAUAUUUGUCAAAUGAGAUGAAAAAUAGCGAUGUUAAAAGGCACAAAUCGGCAAAAUACCCUGAUUUAAAGAAAGUUUUGUAUGAAUGGUUUCUUCAAAGGCAAGAUAAAGUGAACAUGUCUGGAGAAAUUAUCCAGGAAAAAGUAAAAGAGCUUUUGCAAAAAAUAUAUGGUGAAACUAAUCCAGAAUUCAGCUUUUCUAGUGGAUGGUUAGAACGUUUCAAGGCAAGAUAUGGAAUUAAAUCUUACCGACGUUUUGGUGAAAGUGGUUCAGUUAUCAUAGAGAACAUUGAAAAUGCUUUACCUGGAAUACGAUCAAAACUAGACCAGUUUCAGUUGAAGGAUAUUUACAAUAUGGAUGAAACUGGAUUAUUUUAUCGAUUGGAACCUGAUCAUUCACUUGCUACCAAGCAGCUCGAAGGACGCAAAAAAGAUAAGGAGAGAAUUACUGUUGUUGUUUGUUCCAAUGGUGAUGGAUUUGACAAAGUAUCACUUUGGGUUAUUGGUAAGUAUGCAAAUCCUAGGUGUUUUAAAAAUGUGAACAUGAACAAUCUUAAUUGCAAAUAUCGAUCCUACAAGAAAGCUUGGAUGACUGGCUUGCUUUUAAAGAUUUUGUUGAAUUUUGAUGUGAAGACAACAACAAUUGCAAAUUGUUUUCGGCAUUGCAAGAUUCGGUCAGAAGAAAACAAUGUUCCCGAACCAGAAGUUGGUGAAUUAGAUGAAGGUAUCCAAGAAUUAAAUGAUGUCAUCUCUAAUUUACACUAUAGAAAUGUGAUGGAUGUUGAACAUCUUUUGAACUAUCAUAGCGUGAAUGAUGCAGUUAUGGAAUCACCUACAGACGAAGAAAUUAUUCAAUCGGUAAUGAACUGUAAUGAUGAUGAGAAUGAUCCUGAACCAGAUGAUAGUAACGUUGUCCCAAAUAUGUCGUCAAAAGAGGCAUUUCAAGCAAUAGUCACCUUAAGCAACUACUACAACACGAGCAAAAUAUUUCGGAAGUUGUGUAUGCUCUACAAAAAGUUAAGGAUGGGGUUCAUUUUGGUUUAG